Molecule: messenger RNA, 513 nt
Organism: Didymosphaeria variabile
Lineage: Eukaryota; Fungi; Ascomycota; Dothideomycetes; Pleosporales; Didymosphaeriaceae
Exons: 4
Coding region: 1-513 (170 amino acids)
Cellular component (GO): cytoplasm
Molecular function (GO): calcium ion binding
Source: RefSeq, a predicted model, not a curated record
AUGAUCAUCUACAAGGACUCCAUCACCGGCGACGAGAUCAUCUCCGACUCGUACCCUCUCAAGGAGAUCGAUGGCAUCGCCUACGAGGCCGACUGCGCCAAGAUCACUAUCGGCCAGGACAACAUUGACAUCGGUGCAAACGCCUCUGCUGAAGGUGGAGAUGACGAUGGUGCCGACGACACUGCCCAGACUGUUAUCGACGUUGUUCACUCCUUCCGUCUGAACGAGACCUCUUUCGACAAGAAGUCGUAUCUCACUCAUCUUAAGGGCUACAUGAAGGCUGUCAAGGCCAAGCUCCAGGAGAAGGGUGCCAGCGCUGACGAGGUCGCCACUUUCGAGAAGGGUGCGCAGGGCUUCGCCAAGAAGAUUGUUGCCAACUUCAAGGACUACGAGUUCCUGAUCGGCGAGUCCAUGGACCCCGAUGGCAUGGUCGUCCUUCUUAACUACCGCGAGGACGGUGUCACCCCUUUCAUCACCGUCUGGAAGCAUGGUCUCGAUGAGAUGAAGGUCUAG